CGCUCAUGUUGGUGAAACAAUUUUUUAGACAUGCAUCUUUCUGCGACACAGGCAUUUAGUUUUACUAGCAAAUCAGAAGUUAAACCAAUCCCUUAUAAGAGAUAUAGACACAUAAAUUGUAAUGUAUGGCGACACAAGAUAUCUCAUGUUUCAGAUUCUUUUUGAAUUCUCACAUGCCUUAUGUAAGAGCCAUAGCAAGUCCUUGGUGGCUGGUUUGCCAUUCUUGUCACCUUUUCAUUAUGAGGGAUUUUCCAGUGGCUGUUCACCACUAUUAACUCAAAUUUUAAUAAGUUGUUCUAAAGGUUGGUUUAUAUAAUUCCUUGCUCUUUUGCUUCCAAGUUUCUACUUCUGGUACCAUUGCUUUACAAACAGGCAUGGACAAACUUUUUUGCAUUGGGGCUGUCUGGUGGAAGAGGGUGUGGGCUGGGCCUGAACGCUGAAAGGAGGGCUGGAGGAAAGAGGCCAAAGGGCCACAUCCGGGCCGUGGGUCUGGGUUUGUCCAUGCCUUAUUUACAAGGUAAGUAUACCCCCUCAGUCCCAGUGUGACCUGAGAGGUUCCCCAAUCAGGUCCAGUAUGAUCUUCCUCCUAGUCAUGGUGCAGUGGACAGGGACUUUAAAUAUCCCUGCUAAUGUGCCGUGGAUGGGAUUGAAAUCAGGCCCAGGCUUUCCUCUUUUGCUACUCCUUAUUGGUCAGCUGGAGAGCAGAGCGGGGCUUCGGGUGAGAAGAGCAGGAUAGAAAUGAUGGAAAUAAAUAAAUAAAUAAAUACAUUUCCCUUCCUAUUUCAGUGCUUUGGGGAGUGAGGUUUAAAACUGUGUACGUCACAAAAGGGCACUUCAUGAAAAAGCAUAUAGCUAUAUCCAUAUAGCUAUAGAUUUGUAGAAUUAUAAUUCUGAAGUGGGCUCUCAGUUAAUUGGAACUAAAGCAACUAGAACUCCCAAGCAGAACUCCCAAAAAAAUCAAAGAGAUAAUACAGCAUUCACAAAACCGUUUUUAUAAAACAGUAAAACUGUGUUAUAUUACCGUAUAUACUCGAAGAUAAACUGAGUUUUUCAGCCCUUUUUUGAGCUGAAAAAGCAUCCCUCAGAGUAUAAUGGGGUCAAGGCAGGGCAGCGGAGCCUGGAGGCCAUUUCUUGCAAUAUAUGAUACAUUUCUCUCUUCUUACCGUUCCUUAUCAGUGUGUUUUCUUUUCCAAAGGCUCCCUCUUAACCAAGGGGUUUUGAAAAGGGAAAGGAGAAGGAGAGAAGCCCUUGCAAGUCAGGAAGAAUAAAAAUAUAUAGCCAUUAAUCUUAUAAAAGCAUUUCCCUCUGAAAUAUUUGUUAAUCUCUCCUACAGAUAUAUAGGCAUUUCCUCCUGCAAGCCUUUGCAAUCCCGAUGUACCUCUAUUUAUCUAUCUACAUACAUUAAUUUCAUAUAUGAAUUUUCCCCUCACAUAUUUGCAGGUCUUUGCAAAUCCUAUAUACAUACACAUAUCUAGAGAUGUCCAUGUACCUGUAUGAUACUGUAUUUCUUUUUGGCUUCUAUAGUCAAUAUUAUGGACAAUAUUAUGGAUACUAAUUAUUUUCUAAUUAGCAUUAAAGUAGUGGAAUCAUCAAAACUAGUAGCUGGUGCCAAUGGUAGUAGAUUGAAAUGAGCAUAAUUCUCCUCUACUGAACAGAUGUUUCUCACACUAUUGCUGACUUUCUAAAUAUAAUAGUUUCUUAGGCAUGCACAUUUAGACGUUAAGUCCUACUGGAUUUCUAGGACGUAUACCUAAGGUAACUGUGCACAUGUCAUGAAGCUGCUCCUUAAAAUCCAUGGAGACUUUACUGUUUCUGGUUUGAAGAAAGCAUAUGCCUGCUAGGCCAAGAUUCCUUAUGAGAUUUUUAUUAUGCCAUCUCAAGUCAACAGGCAAUUGUUGCUUUCACAUCCUGUUCCUUUCAUCACCACCACAGUUAUAACUUUAAAGAAAAGCACAGUACGUUUGCCACUGCCAGUUUUACUGUAAAGGGAGUUUACAGUGUAUGAAUACAAGGGAAGUCUUGAUACUGUAAAAAAAAAAAAUGAGAAUGACCAAGCCAGUUAAACUAGUUUCUAAGCUGGAACAGGACACACCCUGAAAAGCUCUGUGCCUCCAAUCGGGAAACUCUCUGUGACCAUUUGUCAUGGGUGGCUUUGCUUCAAGCUAGCCUUUUUUCUCCUCUGAUGGGGAAAUGCUACUUAUUGAGAGAGUCCGGCAUUGCAUGGACUUAAACUGGCUCUAAAAGACAUUGAUUUUAAGAAAAUUUGCAUGAAAGCUCUAGCAUUGAAAAGAAGAUGGGCCAAAAAGUCUCACAAGAACCAAACCAAGAGAAUAAGGCUGACAUCCUGGUCAUAUGUGAUGUAUUUAGCCAAGGAGUGGUUUUUGCAUCACAGAAGCUGAAAGAGUAUCUUGGAUUUGAAGACCCGCAAAGCAAAUUCCGCCCAUGUACUGAUACCCUCAAUGAGAUUUUUUUGUUGCAUUUCAUUAGUUUCUGUGUCGAGAAAGGAGUAGAAGAGCGUAUCACCACCAGCAAGAUGACCAAGCAGCAGUCCUUGCUUUUCGGCGUCGACUGGGUCUGGACUCUGUCAGGAUCCGACAAGCAGGUCAGGCUUCAAAUUGCUGUACAGUCUCUGCAGAUGGCCGAUUUGCCCAAUGACUGUGUUGAAGUUGUCGGCUGGGACAAAGAGGCCCUGUUAGCUGAUGAGCAUUUCCGAAAUAAGACCCCAUUUGAAAAGCUGGAAGAAUUCUGCACACUGGUGGGCCACGACUGCCUUGGUUUGUUCAUCAUGUUUGGGGUUCCUGGCAAGCCCAAAGAUAUCCGAGGAGUUCUUCUUGAGAGUAUCAGAAAGGACAAACAGAAAAACCUCUUGUCUGGGGAGAACUUGUUAAGGCAAUUUGUUUUGAACACUGAUAGCUUUCUCCCUACUAGAGAGAUGUUGGAGCAUUGCCUCUCUAAGAAAAAUGGGUUGAAGGAAGUAAGUAAGGUUUAUAUUAAUUUUCUCUAGCCUCGCCAAGAUUUCAACCUCAGUGGUCAUUAGCAUUUCACUUACAAGCCUUGGUGCACCAGCAACUUUUCUGUAUUUAGACUUACAAAUAUCAGUCUAAUGUCUUUUUUGCCAGCAUGGAUCAGUUUGUAGGACUGCACCAAUACUGCAGUGUAUCUUCAAUUUGUAAUUCAAGAAAACGGAUUUUCCAGAUAGUAUACUUCCAUAGUUUUUAGAGAAUUCUAUUCUUGAAUAAAUAUCUGCUCAUUGGAUUCUGCUAAAAUAUUGUAUAUUCCAUUAAUUUUACUUUGGAAGUAAAGCCAGAACUUUUAAAAUGUAAGUUAGAUCAUGCAAGAAAAUGUAAUCAUGAAUGAACUGUAACAGGGUUUAUAAUGAAGGGUAAAAUGUGUAGCCAUUUAGUAAACAUUCCAAAUGUGAAGGGAUUGUUAUUUCGCCUUUCAACACCAGAUAUUGACAUGUUGAGAGGACUUGGCAGAUUUCUCCAAGAACUAUUGGGAUUUAAAAGUUUCGGUCUUGAAUUCUCACUCUGCGUCUAUAGUUGUGGAUUUCAAAAUUUCCAUAUGGUUAUAUUCUUGUUCAAAGACACAAGUGCGUCCUUAGCCAGGGAAGCUAUUAUUUUCUAUAUAUCAUUGUGUGUACCCUUUCUGCAACUCAAAUAGAGGAAUUGUUGUUUGAUUCGCAUCAACAGUGUUGGCAGAAGAUGUGGUGCAGUUUCUGAAGAGCUAUAUAUUUCCUUCUUUAGAACAGAGCUGUAAGUAUAGCAUGAGAAUUUGGUUUGCAAGUUAAGGCCCCUGCCAUAUAAUCUACUUUAUCAAAAACAGAAACCACAUUAUCUGCUUUGAAUUGGAUUAUAUGAGUCUACACACUGCCAUAUAAUCCAGUUGAAAGCUAAUAAUCUGGAUUUUAUAUAGCAGUGUAGAAGGGGCCUAAGAGUAACACACCCCUAUUUUUUCUACAGACAUUGGCUAGUGCUGAGAGAUUGCUAAACUAGGUUUUCAGAGUCUUGUAGUCAAACAGAGUGAUGUCCAGGUUCAAUUGUAUAGUCUGUUAUGGCUUGAAUAGGCUCAAAGCUGAUUGGGAGUACACAACAAGAUCUUUGGGAAAUACUUUGAUAUACUUUCAUUAGUGUGAUUUUAAUUGCCUUCGAAUGGGAAAUGUUUUCGUACUGUUAAACGCCUGUAUUUUUCUCUGAGUGUGCCUUCAAGUUGACAAUUCUUAAGGCAACUCUGUCACAGGGAUCUGCUGGCAAGAUCUGUUCAGAGUGGGUUUCCCUUCCCCUGAGGCUGAGAGAGUUUAUUGGCCCAAAGUUACCCAUUGAGAUCCCUCAAAUCCUGGUGUCCAUGGUUAUCAUCCAACGCUCAGAAGAGCACCUUGCUGUAAAAAAUAAUGUUAAUACUUCAUUUCUUGGAAACCCAUCAAAUAUAAACUUAAAACCCUCUUCGCUUCCUCUUAUGAUAUGAUGUCCUGAGAGACUAAUAUACAAGGAAUUUCUACUGAAAAAAUGAAGAUGCCUCAAUUCUGAUUGAAGAGGCCUCCAUUCUUUUGAUUGUUUGUGGAGAGGCAUCAGCAUUGCUGCCUUCAAAGGUAGUGGGCACCAGGAGAUUGUGGUCUGAUUCAAAACAUACAGCUACAUCCAACAUAGUUCCACGCCUUUUUUGCCUCUGCUGUUAAGCUAAAACUAGCUUAAUCACUGUGUAAGUCAACAGUGUUACUGUUUAGGCGGUCAUGGUGCAGUAUAAUCUAACAGCUGUCAUUCAAAUUAUGUUUGUCUAGAAAUAUAACAGCUAACUGCAAGUUGAGCCUGACUCAUAAUCUUAAAUCCUUCCCCUCUUUUUGACGACCGAUAAAAGGGAGGAGUAGGAAAUUAUUGUCAUUUGGAUAAUUCCCAGCUGUUACAACAAACAAGAAUGGUCUGCAUCUGACUGCUUCCCCCAAUUAGACCACUGAAUCAGCAGGCUUUAUUCCCCAUUCAACAAACGAAUCAAUACACCUACUUUAGUAGGGACUGACAAUUCAGCGUUCUCCUUUGUGAGUCACCUUGAAUAAAAUUUUUAAACAUUUAAAAGCCUUCAUGAAGCAAAAUAAAAGCCAUGAAAUAUAUUAAGCAAUUUUUUUUAUUUCUACCACAAAUAGUUGGAAAAAUGCUGAAUAGGCAGGAUAAGUAAUACAAAACGCUCCGUGUGAACUGAGUCAAUGACACCAAUAGUACAUAUAAUAAAAGUUAAGGCUCUUCUGCCCACAGUGAUACAAACAUGAAGCAAAAAAAGUCAAUGACAUUGCUUAUUGUUUACUGCAAGAACUUAAGUCAAUUGAGACAUUUCGUGCACACUGCUACAGAACUGUUCCCAAGUUUCUCACUCUUUAUGCUUGAUCUUCUAAUAUUGAGAGCCAAACUAUAUGGGAUGAUGCCAUUUGUAACUGUUUGAAGAGUAAAGUGUAGACAUGAGGCAUCUACCAAGAUCUGGUGGCCUUUUAAAAAUGCUUUUGCUCUCUGGUAUUCUUCCAGCACAACUAAUUCCCUUGUCCUUGUCCUUAACUUUUUAAAAUGGCAGCUUUGUACACUUGGCCCUGAGAAAACCCUUAUCUGUCAGAUUACUGCAAUUUAUUCCUUUUAGAGGACGGAAUGAUAUUCAAUGCCAAGGUUAAUAAAGUUCUGAGAUUUUUAGCUCUCAAAUCUCAAGGAAGAUGUGCUAACUUUUGAGCUUCUACAAUUUGUUAACCAACUUGAAAUCACAAUAAGAAGCCAUGGGUUGAUGUUUGUGUGUGGACUGUGGCUUUUAAAUGGCUUCCUUUUACUUUCAGAGCCAUGGUUUGUCCCUGCCUUAUUUCCUUAGUCUUAAGAAGGUGUUGACAAAAGGGCCAGGAGAAAAAGUACAAUUCAGCUGUAACUUGUUUCUUUAGUAGAUAAUUCAUGGCUAAAGCAACAGGGAUAAACCCUGGCUUAGCAUGAUUUAUAACAUGACACAGAAAAUCGUCAAAAGCACCAAAUAUUCCUCACAUUGUGUAUGUAAUUUCAAAAAAUUGAAGUGUUACAUUUUCAUUACUGGAGUCAUCCAAUGGAUACUAUCUCACAUUAAAGAUUCAUAUCUAGACACAUUUCAUAUUAACAUUUUUUGUGAUAUGGAUAGUGACCAAGAGACUAAACGCAAGUUCUCCUUCUGAAAUGAGUGAGAGACACCCAAGACCAUUUUACUAUACAAAACUGUCAAUCUAUUUAACUGUGAUUUGU
Molecule: messenger RNA, 6233 nt
Organism: Anolis carolinensis (green anole)
Lineage: Eukaryota; Metazoa; Chordata; Lepidosauria; Squamata; Anolidae
Gene: rep15
Product: RAB15 effector protein
Exons: 1
Coding region: 2294-3004 (236 amino acids)
Biological process (GO): receptor recycling
Source: RefSeq, a predicted model, not a curated record